AGGUGAAAAGCCCUUCAGGUGUCCUGAACCUCAUUGUCAGAAAUCUUUUGUAACUUUGUAUAAUAUGAAAGCUCACAUGUCAAGGCAUGCAAAAGAAUCAGUAGAGGAGCUGAAUUUUGUUGCAAAUUCUGACUUGAAUGUGAGUGAGAAUUCUAAUACAUCCUUGCAGACAGUACGUCCAGGCAGUUCGGUAGUCAGUGUACCUGUAUCUACAAUAACCAUAGAAAAGAUGCCAGAUGGAAGUUUAACAGCUUAUGCUGUGAUUCCACUUGGAAAUGUGAAUGUGUUGCCUCCACAAUCUCUGUCUUCAGAAACUGUAACAACUUCUUUAGUUCAGGAACCUAUCAGAACUGAUAAGGGAACACAGCCAGAAAUUGAUGCUGAUUCCAUUACCUCUCCUGUGCCAGUGCCAAGUAUGGAAGUCGAACCGGAGCCGGGCUCCGAACUCGGAAAUCCAUUAUCGCAUUUAGCCGAGUCUCUAAACUGUGCAGAUCCAGUCAAUGCAGAAUUUCCAUCAGAUGAUACUGUACCCGUGGAAGAUAUCAUAUCUGCUUCUGCUAAACUAGCAGAUAUUUGUAAAUGUGGGCCUAACAAAUGUAAGCCUCAUGGUCGGUGUUGUAAUGGCUGUCCUGGUAUGGAAGGUCAUUAUUGUCAUGAUGGUAAUUCUGAUGAUCCUGCCGAUGUUCCCGUUAUCGAUAGUUCCUUGUUCAUGCAACCUAAUGAAAAUUCAAAUUCCUCUGCCACAGCAUAUACUAUCAGUGUUCCUGAAAGCAUAACAACAGAUCUGAGUGAUGAGAAUUUAAUAUCUGUUGUAGAUGCUUCGUGCCAAACUGAGGAAGGGGUUGUUGGAGAGGCCGUUGAGUGUAAUCGAUCUUGCCUUAUAUCAAUCGAUAAAGAAACACUGUCUCUGUAUAAACAGUUUCAACACUCUAGCGGUGGAUGCUGUGUUCAUUCUUAAGUCUAGAGAUAACAGUUCUCUAACCAUAUAUUAGUGAAACAGUGUACAUAUUUGAAAUGUUGAUAUGAAUAUAGCUUUUGCAGUGUAUUGACUGUUUUGUGAUAAUCUUACGUACCAUCAGGUGCUAGAUAAGCAUAUUUUUAACAUUGUACAAAUGUAAUUUAAUUGCAUUGAUAGAGGGAAUAUUAUUCAUAGAGUAAGAAUUUUUGCUUAUUUAUGGAUAUUAAAUAAUAUAUUUUUAUUUUUAAAUGAAUUGAGGAAAAUAUGAGUUUAAAAAAGAUUAUAACUUUUUGCAGCAUGAUUAAAGACAAAAUCCCCUGAUUGUUUCAGAAUACAUUAUUGCUGAAAUUUACUUAAAAGUAGGGCUGAUGAAAAUACUUAUUUUUAUCAUUUGAUUCUUAAGGUUUAUUUUUAUGGCAUAUUUACUUUGAAUUUUAGGUAAAUAUUUUAAUUAAUUUGUUUAUGUUAAUUUGACAUUAUUUCUUUGUUGAUAAAAUUUUAUAUGUUUGAAAAAAAGAAUCAAUUAAGUGUUUGGUGAUUGUUUUGAUUCCUUUCAUAAUGAUUUUAAAUAAUAAUAUUUACUAAAUAUCUAAUCAUUUAUAAUAAAAUGACUGUUCUUUUCUCUCAGCUUAUGUUUCUAAAAUGCCACAAAAGUCUGAUUUAAAAAAUGUUAUUAAAUAUGGAAAGUAAAUGUUUAUGCCAGAUUUUUAAAAUGCAAAAUUAUAAUAAAUUGUAUACUGAAAGUCUAAGUUCAUAAAUAGUAUAAGAUGGAUCAGGGUACUGAUUUAUAAUGUAUUUAGAUGUAAAAUUUUGCUAUUAAAAUGAGUAAAAGUUUAUAUGUUGCUCAUCAUCAUAAAUGAAGAAUUGUAACAGCUAUGUGAUCAUCAUGAACUAGAUAAAAAGCUAAAUAUUUUAAUGUUAGAUUUUAUUGAUUAUUAUUAUUUAUUUAAUUUCACCUAAUCUGAAUGAUUGCCUUUAAUAAUAAGGUCUUUAUUAUCUUUUUAAUAAUCUAUGCCAUAAAGCAUUUAAAUGGAAAAAGCAGCAGGAAUUUGAUCAUGCACAUAUAAUUAAGUACUAUAUUAGUAAGUAAUUACAAGCAAGCAAAUUUGCCGAAGAUAUAGUGGUUGUAAUGGAGAGAAGGAGAAAACUGAAAAUGUAUAUACAGUAAAAACUCAGCUGCCUAGAAAGCUUGGCAAAUGCAUAAUGCGAGAUACUGGAAAAUUUCAGUAAUAAAAAAAUAAAAAAUGCACUUCAUAGUAGCGGAACCAAAUCAAUAGAAGAAAUUUCUGAAAUUAUAAAAACAUCUAAUUUGUUAUCAACUUGAAUGUCAAAAGCUGUUCCCCCCCCCCCCAAAAAAAAAGAAAAGGUUUCCUCCUUUUUUUUUUCUUUUUUUUUUUAAAUUGGAUUUCAGACAUAAAAGUCUGUGUAUUUUGUGGGUCUUACACAUGUAAAGUAAAAAUCAGUAUCUAAUCAGAUUAUGAAAUCCCAUCAGUUACAAAAAUUGAUAAUGUUUUCAAAUGUGUCAGUCAUUUCAGCUGAAGUUUAAAUAAACAGAUAUUUCUUUACUGAGAUAAUCAGCAGAUACAUUUCUCAGAUGUUGCUUAUAAAAACUUAAAUCACUUAGCGUAAUUUUUCACAUUGUAUUACCAUUGUUUAUCUGUUUUCAGAUAAAGACCAUAUUGUGUGCAUUAAUGUACACUUUUCAUGAUGGCAAUACCCUGUAACUUUAAAAAUAUUCCGAUGCAUGGUCUUCCAUUAAACACAGUUCUAAAAAAGAAAAGAAUUUUUUUUUUUAUAUUAAUGUGGGAACGUUUUGAAAAAUUUUGCUGUUUUCGUAAAACAACAGCAUUAAUUUUAUUCUAUAUACCACAUACAAAGGUAAUUUUUUAUAAGUUUCAGUUAUUAUAUCAUCUAUCUUCAAGUAUGAGGGUCUUUUACAUUUCUUGCUGGAUUAUUGGUAAAGCAGCAAUCCUCUAUCAGUAUAACUUUCCUAUCAGAUUUCCUCUGCAGAAUAUUGCAAACUUACUUGAAGACCCUAUACUAGUAAGCUCUUGAUUCUCUAAUGAAUGGAAUAAGCAAACGUGUUAAAUUUGCUAUAGUAUAAAUUGCAUGGGAAUGAAAGAAUUAAAAAGUAGAGAAUCAAUCCAACUUUUAAGUUGUAUAUACAUAUUGAGAAUUAGUGAUAUAAGUUUAAAUGAAAUUAACUAUUAAAUAAAGGUGGAUCAAUUACUUUAUUAUUUUAUUUUACAAUAUAACUCGAACUUUGUACAACCGUGAGCAGAAACAUUAAUUAAAUCAUAAAAUUAAUCAAAAACUGUACUGUGCACUGUGUUUUAGAUAAAAACAUUGUUAAACAUUAAGGAACUUGUAGUGCACAUGUACAGCACAUUAAACUAAAUUUAACUUCAGAGCAGAAAACUGGCCUUUGCUUGAACUAAAACAUAAUAAAAUUGCAACUUUGUCAGUGCUAAAGAAAGAAACAUUCACUUUUCUUCCACAGAUAGAGAAAAAUUCAUCCAUGCUUUCACAUAGAGUGAGGGAAAAGGAGAAUCCCUUUGAUCAGCUGAGUGCACCCAUGUCAGUUAUGGAGUGUUCACAUGAGGGCUUUGCAGUCGCAAGUGGCAAAAACCAAACUUUGUUGAUAAGCAACCAGAUCUUUCUAUGUCGCAGAAACUAGUAUAAGGAUUUUGUCUAAAUGAAAUGUUCACUUUCUGCCAACUUGGUAUAAGAACAGACCAGUGACACUGAAGAAACUGUAAACUGAUAAAAAUUUUAUCAAUGAUUUUAUUCAUGCAAGCACAACUUUACCAUCCCAGUUUGGCUAUGGUGUAAACCUUGUUACACAUGUGUGAAUAAAGUUGAAUUUUACAUCUUAAUACCACAA
Messenger RNA from Stegodyphus dumicola, 3842 nucleotides. RefSeq names its product Metal response element-binding Transcription Factor-1 (gene MTF-1). Gene Ontology annotation, biological process: regulation of transcription by RNA polymerase II. Lineage: Eukaryota; Metazoa; Arthropoda; Arachnida; Araneae; Eresidae. The record is from RefSeq and is a predicted model, not a curated record. Gene Ontology annotation, cellular component: nucleus.